AUGUCUCAAGUUCGUGGUCAGCAAGCCCGUCGCGGUGGAGGUAUUCCCGCUUCAGCUCGCCGGGUCAAUCAGUCUUCCGAAGACAGCUCAAGCAGCACCCCCAUUCCCUGGGAACGCCAGCAGCAAACCAGAAACUUGAAGAACCUUUUCUAUAAUGUCUGCGAAGACAAGAGAAUUCUCAAGCGCCGCUGUGAGGAGCUGACCAAAGACAAAACCCUCCUCCGGGAACAUUGCGACGCUGUCGGCGAUAGGCUUCACACGACUGAACAAAUCGCCGAGGCCCUCCGUCGCGACAGCCGUGAGCUCAGAUACUUCAAGCACAUCUCUCUCAAGGCCAUUCAGCGUGCCAAGAGAUUCCAAGACCAGCUCGAAGACGCCACAGAGGAUCUCGAAGACGCCGCCGAGCUCUUCAACAACCACGUGGAUCAGGCAGCAGCAGAUUCAGAUGCCCUCCGCGAGAGAAUUCACUCUCUGCAGGCUCAGUUGAUGCGCAGCCUCAAUAAGCAGCGCGAAGCGGGCGAGGGCAAUGCCCACCGCCUCGCUUGCCUCCAAGCCUCCAAAGAUGAGCAAAUCGCAUUCAUCGAGGCUGAACUCUAUCGAGUCAAGCGUGAGAGCGAGGCGGACUCCAUUUCCUAUGAGCAGCAGAAAGUCACCCAGAUGAACUGCAUCUCCUACCUCAUGGGCCGCCUCAACGAGCUUGCCCCAGAGUACUUUCUCGAGGCCAGAGAAGCCGGCAUCGACCCUCUCUGGGCUGCCCAUGGCCAUGUCCAGCACAUCGUUGGUCCAAUCACCGACGAUCGCCAUAGACGCGCCGCCCUCCAGGCCCUCACCCAGCGGGCCGAGGACCUGGACGCGGAGCGCGAGGCUGUCCACGCCCAAAUCGACGAGCCGCAGCGUGCCGACUAA
Akanthomyces muscarius is the source of this 906-nucleotide messenger RNA. RefSeq lists its product as uncharacterized. The record is from RefSeq and is a predicted model, not a curated record. The coding region runs from base 1 to 906 and encodes 301 amino acids. The transcript has a single exon. Lineage: Eukaryota; Fungi; Ascomycota; Sordariomycetes; Hypocreales; Cordycipitaceae.